GUCAGCAGUGCCACGUCAGACACAGUGCCACGUCAGACACAUUGCCACGUCAGCAGUGCCACGUCAGCAACAUGACAAGCCUGCCAGGCCAGCUGGCCAAUGAGCCCAUUGCCGACUACAAAAGGCGCUUCCAGGCUCAGCUCGCAUUAAUCGAGGCUGAGGAACAAUGCCAGCUGGCAGCCAAGGAUGCCCAGCUACAGGCUGAAGAAGCGGCAACAGAAGAGAAUCUGCGGCUACAGGCCGAAGCAGACGCAGAUGCCCAGGCUCGCCGCAAGGAAGCCCAGGAUCUGCUGCAGCGACAUGAAGCCAACAGCAUCGAGAAACUCAAGUUCUGGCACUUUGAACCAAACGGCGACGACGCAACACCGGAAGAGCAGCAUAAGGAGUUCCUCUCCAAACUCGUGACACGGUUGUUGUGUGCUUGCAACUACCAACGGUCCAAGUUGGAGAAACAGAACCAGGAACUGCAGCAACAGUACCAGGAUCUGAAGACACAGCACCAAGAGUUGGUGAACCUCCGCCGGAUGGUGCAGAGCCACGAGGAUGCGACACGGGCACUCAAUGCCCGUGUACUGGAACUGGAACAGGCAGUACCAGGACCAGAUGCUGGUGCCUCCAGCAGUGCACCCUCUAGCCGCCAACUGGAGGAACGCGUUGACCACGUAGUGGCAAUGCUGGGCGGCAUCAGCAACUUCGCGGCGCCAGCCACCAUCAGCAGCCAUCUGGACACAUUGAAGACCGAGGUCCAGCAACUGCAGUCGACGAACACGGAUGGCAAUCCAAAGCAAUACAAGAUGCCAACUUUCAACUUGACAGGUUCGACGACUACACGCAUCAGGACCCGGUGCUCUGGUGGGAAGCAUUCACGACGCAGCUUCGGAUUCUGCUCGCCAAAGGUGUCAUUCGUAUUCGAUGACGACGCGCGUCGGUCAUUCCAAGCACUUAAGCCGACCAUGCUCAUGGCACCCAUCCUUAGCAUCUAUGACCCCACCCUGCCGACGAGAGUGACUACGGACGCUUCCGGUUAUGGCAUUGGGGCAGUCUUGGAACAACACGACGGCGACGACUGGCACCGUGUGGAGUAUUUCAGCCACAAAGUGCCUCCCAUCAACUCGCUUGAUGAUGCAAGGAAGAAGGAGCUGCUCGCAUUCGUCAUGGCUCUCAAGCGAUGGCGGCACUUCCUCCUUGGGCGUCGUAGAUUCACAUGGGUUACGGACAACAAUCCAUYGACCUACUACAAGACGCAGGAUAUGGUGAGCAGCACGAUCRGUACUUCAUCGACCAAUUCGACUUCACACCGAAACAUCUUCCCGRCCUCUCCAAUCGCSCARYAGAUGCACUCUCGCGAAGACUCGAUCUUUGCGCUAUGACACAUCAUGCCUUCGCAUUCGACGAGGAGCUUCAGCGACACUUCAUCCKCGCAUAUGAGUCUGAUCCGGACUUCGCCACGCUGUAUG
Chara braunii is the source of this 1457-nucleotide messenger RNA. Lineage: Eukaryota; Viridiplantae; Streptophyta; Charophyceae; Charales; Characeae. The record is from the annotation of a GenBank genome assembly.